Messenger RNA from Pelmatolapia mariae (spotted tilapia), 2685 nucleotides. RefSeq names its product family with sequence similarity 118 member B (gene siral1). NCBI's taxonomy places the organism in Eukaryota, Metazoa, Chordata, Actinopteri, Cichliformes, Cichlidae. The coding region runs from base 601 to 1719 and encodes 372 amino acids. The record is from RefSeq and is a predicted model, not a curated record. The transcript has 8 exons.
CCGGUGCACUUCUCAGCAGGCGGCGACUUCAACGGUACCGCUGAAGUUAAGAGAGUGACAAUGUGUAGAAAAGCGGUGUGAGCCGGUAACGUUUGUGCUGUUUGCGCUGCUCCGAAGAAACUAAGUGACAUAAGUUUUAUCUAGAAGGAUUGGUUUAUAUCGGAUAGCGGAUUUAAAUGCCCUACAAUCAUCAUGACAAGUAAACAAGAGGCUAAAUCAGGAUUUUAAAAACACCUAGAAGGUAACUCGGCUCAGAACAUCGAGGAAGUUAACGUUUUAACGGUAGCUAACUGACGUCGCCAGUUCGUUACAUUUUUAGGUUGUUUAGUAAAAGACACCGUCUAUACUGUAACUUUACCGGGUUGGCUUAAACACCACUGAAAACCUAAAAGCUUCGAAUUCAGAUCAGUUUCCGAGCUAUUUCACUUUACAAAGGACUGACUUUCGCCUGGUUCGGAUUAAGAGGAUUUCCACUUUAACCGAAGUAAACAGUGGGCAUUACCAUACCGGUACCAAGAGCAGAACAGGGACAUGCGGAACAAGAACAAAGGCAGGCUACAUUGAUUGACAUACCUCCCCCCUUUUUUUGACAGGAGCUGAAUGGCCUCUGUUGUAGCAGUGAAAACUGAGAAGCGGCCUGCAGUGGAUUCUCAGGAUGCAGACUCCAAUGCUAAAAAGCCCAGGAUUUGGGAAGCACCAUCUUGGGAACCAUCGUCACUCAAUCUCUGCCUACCCCAAAGGAAACUGCUGCCCAGUCUGAAGACUAAGCGAGCCCCAGAGCUUGUCCUGGUGAUUGGUACGGGGGUAAGCUCUGCAGUGGCCCCUCAGGUCCCUGCUCUCCGUUCCUGGAAGGGCCUCAUCCAGGCCUUGCUCGAUGCAGCCAAUGACUUUGACCUGCUGGAGGAAGAGGAAAAUCGUCGGUUCCAGAAGCACAUGCAGGAAGACAAGAAUUUGGUGCAUGUGGCCCAUGACCUCAUUCAGAAACUUUCCCCGAGAACAGGUAAUGUAAGAUCCACGUUCUUCAAGGACUGCCUGUACGAAGUGUUUGAUGAUUUGGAGUGUAAGAUGGAGCACGCAGGGAAACACUUACUGCGGUCAGUGCUGCAGUUAAUGGAGAGCGGCGCACUGGUUCUCACUACCAACUUCGACAACCUGCUGGAAAUUUAUGCAGCCCAUCAGGGCACCAAACUGGAGUCUUUGGACCUGACAGAUGAGAAGAAGGUGCUGGAGUGGGCUCAGGAGAAACGGAGGUUAAGUGUUCUGCAUAUCCACGGUGUUUACACCAACCCCAGUGGUAUCGUACUGCACCCUGCUGGCUAUCAGAAUGUAUUGAGGAACACUGAGGUUAUGCGUGAGAUUCAGAAGUUGUACGAGACCAAAUCCUUUGUCUUUCUGGGCUGCGGACGCACAGUAGACGACACAACCUUCCAGGCUCUGUUCUUGGAGGCGGUUAAACACAAGUCGGACCUCGAGCACUUCAUGCUCGUGCGGCGAGAGGAUGUGGGAGAGUUCAAGAAGCUGCGCGACAACAUGCUUGACAAGGGCAUCAAGGUCAUCUCCUAUGGAGACGAGUACGCUGACCUGCCCGAGUACUUUGAGAGGCUGGCCAAUGAGAUCUGCAACCGUGACGUGUCCACCAAUGGCUGGGGAUCCCCAUCACAGAACGGAGAGGAACAGCAGAUCGGUAUUAACACACAGAAAAGCCUCCUUCAAGGUUAAGACUGAACUCGUCUCUUUGGUUCAGAGCUGCGGCCUCUCGCUAAAGACAUUUUCAGACUAAACGCCCUGUUCAGAACUGUUUUCUGACUGUAUGCUGGUAGAAAAUCCAAGUCUGUCUUGAUUUUUAGUUACAAAAAAAAAAAACUACUGGUAUUUUUUUCCACAAACUGGUGUGGCAGUAUUAACAUCGUCAGUGGCAUCAUUUCAGUAGAUGUUCUUUGACUUUUUUUUAAGCUUUUGUCUGAGCUUUUCAGACAAUUCCUUCCACUUCUCUUCAACCCCAUACUCUUGACAGAUGCAUUUUCCUCCACAGCUUUACUCACAGAUCAAGUCUGAUUUUGUUGAAUACAUUUAGGACUCUAUGGGGAACCUUAAUUACAUCAGUAUUUUUCAGAUUCCCUUCUCAUUCCAUUUUUAACUAAAAGGGAAAAAGUUUAAGCCGUCAAAGUCUGCCUGGCAUCCCCUACUAUACUGGAUUCAAACGUUGCUGGAACAUCCACUUUGUGGGAAGCAUCCGGGUAACUGAAUGGGAUGUUCCCUUUUCAGUUUGAGAGAAACACUACAUGUGAAUCCACAGUAGUUAAACAUGCUGUUAUGCUGAAUUUUCAACAUGCAGUAAAUACGCAUUGAGCUUAACGCACAACCCCUGCUCUUGAUUUUAAGUCUUGUGUGAAUGGAUUGAAUCAGUCAUGCUCAUCCCACAACCUGGAAAACUUGAUUUGCACACUGCUUGGUGGGGAAAGGGACGAGUUACUGUAACGACUGUCGUAAAAACGUACAUUCAGAUGUUUUCAUAUCAGAGCGGUUCCCGGCAGUAGCAACCUCUUUGCCACUUCUGUGCUGAAAAUAAAGAAAAAAAUAGUUCUUUAAAAGCCCCUUUUUGUACUUUUAAUACUUGCAUGUGUUUUCUGAUGUAGUAUUUAUAAUAAUAAGCACCAUUUUCAAAAUAAAGCUUUUGGUAUUCCA